This is a messenger RNA of Nomascus leucogenys (northern white-cheeked gibbon), 2484 nucleotides long. It is a transcript of the gene SIRT5, whose product is annotated as sirtuin 5. NCBI's taxonomy places the organism in Eukaryota, Metazoa, Chordata, Mammalia, Primates, Hylobatidae. Gene Ontology annotation, molecular function: protein-succinyllysine desuccinylase activity; protein-malonyllysine demalonylase activity; NAD+ binding. The record is from RefSeq and is a predicted model, not a curated record. The coding region runs from base 1247 to 2179 and encodes 310 amino acids. The transcript is spliced from 10 exons.
UUUGGUAGAAUUCAGGUCAUCAGUGAAACCAUCAGGUCCUGAGUUUUCUGUAAAUUUUUUUCCCUCAAAUUUCUGAUACAAUCUCUCACUUCUUUCAGAAUUGAUAGGGUGCCCCCCUUUUUCACAGAGAACAUACAGGCCUUUAAAAAAAAUCUGUUAGGUGAGUUUCAGACUUCAUGAAAAGGCAUCAUUAAAUGACAUUACUUGGAUUAAUGUCAGUUUAGAAGAACCUGCCUAGCACCCAGAAAGCUCCCAAUGACUGAUCAAUGAGUUUAUUUCCUCCCUCAAGGCCUCUUUUCCCACCUGGAAGAUAAAAUCAAGGCAGGAUUCUUCACCCAGGGUAGCUUUUACCCUGAGUCCUCUUUCUUCUAACUCCCACAAUGGUGCCCCGUCACCCUUCUGACAUUGCUUCUAAAUUUGAACAGGGUUGUAACCUUGUGGAAACUAGAACCACUGCCUGCCCUGACCCCCUAGAAAAGCAGAUACAUGUUAACACAAAGGACGUUUUCAAUAAAGACUUUGUAGUAGUAUCUUAAAAGACUAUUUAGUAGCAAAUACUAAAUUGUAUUUAGACUUUUAGUCUUAAUACUUCGUAGUCGCAAAUAAAGACUAAGAAAAUAGUUUUAUGUUAUGAACAUUUACGAUCUUGGGAAUAAUUCCAGGUGACAUUGUUCUUAAUUUCUUUUAAAUUCUUAAUGACUUUUACAAUCCUACCUUCAUGCCUGAUAAAAAAAAAUGACAGUUUAUUCAGUAGUUUUUUUGAAUUCUUUUACAGUAAGUGGAAAUGUUUUCUAAUAUAUAAAAACCUACAGAAGAAGAAAAUAAUUUUCUGGAUCAAAUUAGAAGUCUGUAUUAUAUUGAUGUCUCCAGAUUCAAAUAUAUUAGAAAGCAGCAGUGGAGACAACCAUAUUCAUCUUUGGGAGAAAUAACUAAAGUCUUGGGCCUGGCACUAUCUGUUAGGCCUUGGUGUUCUAUUGAACAUAAACCACGUCACAGAGCACCAAUAUCAGACAGGGCCACUCUGUGACCACGAUGGGUCAGGACAAGAACAAGGCCACUCAGUAAUCACGUCUGAACUGGGACUGAAACAGGAACAUUGUUGAAGCCACAAAAAUGGCCAAACAUCCUCCCAUGCCGCUAACAUGAGAGACUCCUGCUUCUUGGCCACUCACAGCUCUAGCCUCCUUUCAUUCCUUCCACCUUUUAGCCUACGUACCUCAAGCAUUAGAACUACAAACAAACCCUGAUGCGACCUCUCCAGAUUGUCCCAAGUCGAUUGAUUUCCCAGCUAUAUUGUGGCCUGAAGCCUUCAGCCUCCACAGGAAACCAGAUUUGCCUGAAAAUGGCUCGGCCAAGUUCAAGUAUGGCAGAUUUUCGGAAGUUUUUUGCAAAAGCAAAGCACAUAGUCAUCAUCUCAGGCGCUGGUGUUAGUGCGGAAAGUGGCGUUCCGACUUUCAGAGGAGCUGGAGGUUAUUGGAGAAAAUGGCAAGCCCAGGACCUGGCGACUCCGCUGGCCUUUGCCCAAAACCCGUCCCGGGUGUGGGAGUUCUACCACUACCGGCGGGAGGUCAUGGGGAGCAAGGAGCCCAACGCCGGGCACCACGCCAUAGCCGAGUGUGAGACCAGGCUGGGCAAGCAGGGCCGGCGAGUCGUGGUCAUCACCCAGAACAUCGAUGAGCUGCACCGCAAGGCUGGCACCAAGAACCUUCUGGAGAUCCAUGGUAGCUUAUUUAAAACUCGAUGUACCUCUUGUGGAGUUGUGGCUGAGAAUUACAAGAGUCCAAUUUGUCCAGCUUUAUCAGGAAAAGGUGCUCCAGAACCUGGAACUCAAGAUGCCAGCAUCCCAAUUGAGAAACUUCCCCGGUGUGAAGAGGCAGGCUGCGGGGGCUUGCUGCGACCUCACGUCGUGUGGUUUGGAGAAAACCUGGAUCCUGCCAUUCUGGAGGAGGUUGAUAGAGAGCUCGCCCACUGUGAUUUAUGUCUAGUGGUGGGCACUUCCUCUGUGGUGUACCCAGCAGCCAUGUUUGCCCCCCAGGUGGCUGCCAGGGGCGUGCCAGUGGCUGAAUUUAACACGGAGACCACCCCAGCUACGAACAGAUUCAGGUUUCAUUUCCAGGGACCCUGUGGAACAACUCUUCCUGAAGCCCUUGCCCGUCAUGAAAAUGAAACUGUUUCUUAAGUGUCCUGGGGAAGAAAGAAAUUACAGUAUAUCUGAGAACUAGGCCACACGCAGAGGAGAAAUGGUCUUAUGGGUGGUGAGCUGAAUAUUGAACAAUCUAAAAAUAGCCUCUGAUUCCCUCGCUGGAAUCCAACCUGUUGAUAAGUGAUGGGGGUUUACAAGUAGCAAAGAGCACCCACAUUCAAAAGUCACGGAACUGGAAAGUUAAUUCAUAUUAUUUGGUUUGAACUGAAACGUAAGAUAUCUUUGAUGUGUAUGGUUGGUUAAUGGGAGGGAAAAAUUUUGUAAAUUAUUGUCUAAAAAAA